AUGUCAAACAAAAAUAAAAAAAUAGUUCAAGGUGAAGAGGAUGAAGAAGAGGAUGAUUUAUAUGAUGACUAUGAUGAUAAACCAAAAACAACUACAACUACUACAACAUCAACAUCAAUGAAUAAAAGUGAUAGUAAUAUAAGUUUAAAUAAAGAAAUGUUAAUAAAUGAUCACCCAGAAGAUUUAAUUGUUGGUGCAAAUUCACCAUUAAAUGUUUCUGUAACAACUACACCAAUAGAGAAUAUCAAUGAAAAUCCAUCACCUGUUAAUUUAGAUGAACAAACACAACAAACACAACCACAACAAAACCCAAUAUCACCAAUCACACCAUUAUCAUCAUCAUCACCAUCAUCAUCAACCACAACUACAACUAUAACAAAUUCUGCGGUAUCUCCAUCAAAUAUAUUAAUCACUCCAACUCAAUCACCAAUUGAAAUAAAACCUAUAAUAGAAACACAACAACCAUUGCCAUCACCACCACAACAAGGACCUUCUCCAAUUAUAUUACAACAUCAACAACAACAACAACCAUUGCAAUCACAAUACAUAACACCACCAAUACCACAACCACAAUAUCAACCAAUAGCAUCACAACAAUCACAACAACCACAACAAAUACCAACAAGAAAACUUUCAGGUUCACAAAUGUUACCACAAAGAAUACCAUUAAGUUUAGGUGAAAAUAAAUUAAAAGAAUUUAAUGAAAAUCUAAGAAAAAGUUAUUGUACAAAAACUCAUAUGUUAUAUUACUCAAUUAAUAAAGAAGUUAGUGGCGCAAAUCAACAUUUAACUGGUGUAAUAGAUUUAAUUAAAAGUGUUCAACAUAAUAUUAGACAAUAUAAUGAUGAUAUUUUAACACUUGAAGAAAAAUUAGAACAAACUGAAUGGUCAUUACAAUAUUAUUUUAAUAAUAAUAGUAAUAAUAAUAGUUAA
This is a messenger RNA of Dictyostelium discoideum AX4, 933 nucleotides long. RefSeq lists its product as hypothetical. The record is from RefSeq and is a predicted model, not a curated record. Bases 1 to 933 code for a protein of 310 amino acids. The transcript has 4 exons. Lineage: Eukaryota; Evosea; Eumycetozoa; Dictyosteliales; Dictyosteliaceae.